Parascedosporium putredinis is the source of this 1254-nucleotide messenger RNA. NCBI's taxonomy places the organism in Eukaryota, Fungi, Ascomycota, Sordariomycetes, Microascales, Microascaceae. The record is from the annotation of a GenBank genome assembly.
AUGGCGUCCGUUCCAGCUUCCGUGCGGUCAUUUAAUGAAGGUUCGGCUCGGCAGGGAUGUACGGUCAUCGUUCCCUUUCGAGAGGAGAUGGCUAAGCGCCACUUAAAGGAAUACGACUUGAGAAACACCCAGUCUAUCGAAGAGAGCAUUCGUCAUUCGGAUGUGGUGUAUAAUCUAAUUGGCCGGAACUAUCCGACAAAGUAUCGCCUCGCUCAAUCAUCUCCCGCCUCGACGAACGAAAGAAAGGACACUAACGGCCCCUUUAGAAAUUUUACACUUGAAGACGUGCAUGUCGAAGGGACGGAACGCAUUGUGGAGACGGCCGCGAAAUACAACGUAGACCGCUAUAUUCAUGUCUCUUCAUACAAUGCCGAGCCCGUAUCUACGUCUGAGUUCUACGCAACCAAGGGCCGCGGAGAGGAAGUGGCACGGCCUGUCCAUGUUAUUGAUAUUGGCCAUGCUCUCGAGCUCAUGCUUUACGACGAUAGCACCGCGGCUCAGACGUUCGAACUCUACGGCCCGAAAGAAUACUCAACAGAAGAGAUUGCGGCUUUAGUUGACAGGGAAAUAUUCAAGCAGCGUCGCCACAUCAAUAUUCCGAAGAAGAUUCUUAAACCACUCGCCGGGCUCCUCAACAGCGUCACUUGGUGGCCAUAUCUCUCGGCGGAUGAGGUCGAACGCGAGUUCAUUGACCAAAAGGUUGACCCAGCUGCGAGAACAUUCGAAGAUUUGGGCAUCAAGCCCGGUAAUAUCAGUGACUUCACUUAUCACUACCUGAACAUUCGUAUACUCUCCGCCGUCAACAAAAUGGCAGACUUACGCCUAGAUGGCGAUGAUGACCCGAUGGUCCUUUCAGACCACGCGCUAGCUGCCCUUGCGGAAUUCCAUUCUGAACAGGACGCUCAAUAUACAAGCGAGACGGCGGAGUUGCUGGCUGGUGAGCUGCUUGCUGGCACGUCUGCCAACAUGAAUAUUGCAUUUGUGUCCACGCCAAGCGUUUUUGUUGCGGCCAAAAAUAUCCUUGCUAAAAGGCCUCUCGAGAAACGGCCCAUUCUCCAUCUCCUGGAGUUUGAUGAAAGAUUCAGGGUGUUUCCAGAAUUCGUCUACUAUGACUAUAGGCGCCCUUUUAGACUACCUGUCACCCUGAAGGGCACCGCAGAUCGAGUCAUAUGUGAUCCUCCAUUUCUCAAUGAAGACUGCCACACCAAAGGUUUGUUCAAGAAAAUCCGCGAGAAGAUGGGCGAUAUGUCAUAA